AUGGAGCAAAAACCUGGGGAUUUAGAGGGUCUUGUAGAGACUUCUACCAAGAUUCUCCAGACUGAAAAUGGUCAAGCUGCAGCCACGGUUCCUGCCACGACAGUUGAAUCCGAUGUACCUACCCCGCCAGAAGAGUUCCCGGACCCAGAAGAAGAUGACCUGGAUGAUUUGGAUGAUGAGUUCAUUCCGCCAAAAUCGGAAUCCAAAGCUCCUACAACUGGAAAGCCAUCAAUACCGACAACCGAACCCACGGACGCGACGAAUGGCCUUACAGAUGCACAGUUUGCGGAACAACUGGAGUCAAGUAUGGCCCAAUUAUUACAGGGCUUAGACAGUGAUCCAGAUAUGGCGGCACAAUUCCAAGAUAUGAUGAAGCAAUUUGGCGACUUAGGGUCUACUGAACCAAGCCAAGCAACAAAUCCUCUCCCUGCUUCUGAACCUGCAGCAAAAUCAAAAAGUACUGGAUCGAAAGCCGGAGCGUCGACUACCCCAAACGUUGGUGGAGAAGAGUCGUUUCAGGAAACGAUCAAAAAGACUAUGGAGCGCAUGCGUGAGUCUGGAGAUCAGGCUACGGCAGCGGCGAAUACAGAGUCGGGUGAUGAUAUGUUAGCGGAGAUUAUGAAAGCCAUGCAAUCAUCAGGCCUCGAUGGCGCCGAAGGCAGUGAAGAAGACUUUUCCAAAAUGCUGCUGGGCAUGAUGGAGCAAUUGACAAACAAGGAGAUCUUAUACGAGCCAAUGAAAGAGUUGGACGACAAAUACCCAGACUGGAUAGACAAGAAUGCUGGUAAAGUAGACGAGGCGGAUAUGAAGCGUUAUAAAGAGCAGCAAGUAUAUGUACGAGAAAUCACGGCGAGAUUUGAGAGAAAAGGGUACAGUGAUGAUAAUGCUGCGGAUCGUGAGUAUAUUGUAGAGAGAAUGCAAAAGAUGCAAGCAGCAGGCUCACCACCCCCCGAUCUUGUUGGCGAUAUGGCUGCAGCACAAGAAGCCUUCGGUGCGCCCGAAGAAGGUUGCCCUCAGCAGUAA
This is a messenger RNA of Glarea lozoyensis ATCC 20868, 1023 nucleotides long. RefSeq lists its product as uncharacterized. Gene Ontology annotation, cellular component: peroxisome; peroxisomal membrane. Bases 1 to 1023 code for a protein of 340 amino acids. NCBI's taxonomy places the organism in Eukaryota, Fungi, Ascomycota, Leotiomycetes, Helotiales, Helotiaceae. The transcript is spliced from 3 exons. The record is from RefSeq and is a predicted model, not a curated record. Gene Ontology annotation, biological process: protein import into peroxisome membrane.